This is a messenger RNA of Brenthis ino (lesser marbled fritillary), 783 nucleotides long. Lineage: Eukaryota; Metazoa; Arthropoda; Insecta; Lepidoptera; Nymphalidae. The record is from the annotation of a GenBank genome assembly.
AUGAAACCGUAUCCUGGAAUACAUAAUAUUGGAAAUCCGAAGCGUAUAUUUAAUGAAAAAUUAUCAAGAUCACGAGUGAUUGUUGAAAAUACGUUCGGAGUACUUUGUACAAAAUUUAGAGUUUUUAGAAAGCCAUUUGCGCUGUGUCCAGAAAAAGUUACACUUAUUACUUUGACCUGUAUACUAUUGCACAACUACCUAAGAAAAAGUAAAACCUCGUCUCAAGUUUAUACACCUCCAGGUACUAUGGACAUAUACGACAAUAACAACAUGCUAGUUCAAUCAGGAUCAUGGAGAAAUGAAAUCGACGAAAACGGUGCUCUUCGUAAUUUACCAAGAGUAGCGCGUCUGUCAGCAUUGGGCGCAAUAGAAGUUAGGGAAGAGUUUACAAAAUAUUUUUGUAGCAAGCAAGUAUACUACUACCACAUCAUCACCAACGCAGACAUCGAGGAAGAAAUAAAGAGUAAGCAAGCUUAUCCUAUUGUGCAUUUUAAAAAUGAAACGUGUUAUGACAACUGUGGACUCGGACGACGAGACUCAAUACAGUCAGUUGAAAAAAUAACCGACGACGUCGACUUAGGGAGUGGACGAAGUGGGAAUUUACGAUUGGAAGAGAAUACGGGAAGAACGAGCAAUGAACAAUGUGCUGGAACAGAAGGGGUUGGGAUCACUGAAGGCGAUGGCGGGUAUCGAGUCAGAUGGGGAAAUGGAAGAACUAGAAGAUACUCUAUCGGGGGAGGCAGCACAGAAAGGCCUGGAACUAACACUGGACACAUGGAAGGU